GUGGCUCCGCGCUGCUCUCUGCAACCGGCUGAUCUCCCCUUGUGUAAGCCUCUUUGAACACUCUGCAGCACCUACACACCGCUCCGCUUCUCAAUUCAAGUGAUGCCGCGCUGUUUGUGAUGGCGGUAUGGUCGUCUGCCGUCGCCGCCCGUGUGGCGUCUGUCGGUCUCCUGACCCUGGUGCUGCUGGUGCUGGGCGCCGUGAGCUACUGGGUCGUGCACGCAGCGACCUCCACAGACAGCGCUGCAACUGAGGACACUGGCAGGGAUCGAGGCAAGCACAGGCGCACAUCUCUGGAUGCGUUGUGUCCAUCGUGUUUUGAGUGUGUUGUCAGGUGGGCGUGCUCUUCUUCGUCGUGUGUCUGCGUCUGCUGCCGUGGUCAAUGUCAGGGAAGAUGGCACAGGUAGGUGGGCAGGCACACAGUCAGAGAAAGAGGGCAGGGCAGCAGCGGCACUCACUCAUCCACUCGCUGUCCGCGCCUGUAUCUGUAUCUGUAUUCGUCAGGUGCUGACACUCCAGUGCGUCGUUUGCAGAAGAGCCCGGGUGUGCAGAUUACUCGGAUAGCCAGAAGCAAAAGGUGAGGAGUACAAUGGAGGGAGGGCAGAAGUGUGCACUUCAAGCUUCUUAUGCGUGUGUUGGCACACCCGCAGUGGUCCUGUGUGCCGCCACACACACAGGCAGCAAAGCAUCCCUCUCAUCUGUCGUGCGCGUGUCUGUGUGUCAGGUUGUGCCCCGUCUUCUCUCGGCGUGUGGAGCUGUAUCGUCGACACACCCACACACCCGGCACAACCAUAGAUGAAGGUGCCACUGAGCAUGUAGAGGCAGAGGUGGAAGAUUGAGCGCAGAGAUCCAUCUCACAUGAGUUGAUUGGAGUGCACCUUGGCCGUCCAUUCAUCCAUGCGUGAUGCCUGUAUGUGCGUGUGUGUGUGUGUGAGUGUGUGCGACUGAGUGUCUCUUUUUGCGUGUAGUCCGUUCGUCUGCGCAAAGGGGCCGAUGGACGGAGGCAGCGUAUUCUGUGCUCCGUGUAUAUGUGUGUGUGUGCUGGUUUUCGUCUCAAGUCAGGUCACCCAGGUAGUUCGACCUUAUGUAGGUUGCGUGAUGUGAUACCCUCAGCGAGUGUCGGCAGCUCUGUCUGUCGGUGCCGAAAAAUCCACCUGGUUGGAUGUUUUGGCUUUUUGUGCGUUGGCAAGGCGACAGAGAUGAAGAGAAUCAGAUAAAUGGACAGACUGAGUGAGUGAGUCUACACAUGUGCUGUAUUCUUUUCCUCUUGUUCCUUUUGUCUGCUGCCGUGUGUGUUGGUUGGCGUGUCGUUUGGUGAAGCGCCGGCACGUCACACACACUGAUGGGCCGGUGGCUCAUUGAGCAACGUGACAAGUGACGGACACGGGGAAGGAGAGCGAUGGCGAGAUGAUGCAUGAGCCGUGUUUGGUCCACACGCUUUGGCGCGGUGUUUGCUGUCUGCUUUGGUCGUACGUCGCCUUCUGCUGCUUGUACACCGAGGGGCAUCCCUUCUCGAUGAGCGACCGGCAGACACCGAUGUGCGACCAAAGCAGACAGACAGCAGUGAGUCUGCUGACAUGUGGUUGUUCGUCUGCGCGCGGUGGGUGCCAUGGGUCACCGACAAAAACAGUGUAUGAUUAAACGACGGUGUAAGUAAC
Messenger RNA from Vitrella brassicaformis, 1658 nucleotides. NCBI's taxonomy places the organism in Eukaryota, Vitrellaceae. The record is from the annotation of a GenBank genome assembly.